This is a messenger RNA of Stegodyphus dumicola, 807 nucleotides long. It is a transcript of the gene Mtmr6, whose product is annotated as Myotubularin related protein 6. Lineage: Eukaryota; Metazoa; Arthropoda; Arachnida; Araneae; Eresidae. Gene Ontology annotation, biological process: phosphatidylinositol dephosphorylation. Gene Ontology annotation, cellular component: cytoplasm. The record is from RefSeq and is a predicted model, not a curated record. Gene Ontology annotation, molecular function: phosphatidylinositol-3-phosphate phosphatase activity; phosphatidylinositol-3,5-bisphosphate phosphatase activity; metal ion binding.
ACUAUCCAUCUUGAAAUGGGUAUGAAAAUUGUCUUGUAUGUUUCUUGCGUGCAAAUUAUUUUUACUAUUUUGCAGGCACUUAUUGAAAAAGAAUGGCUGGGAUUUGGUCACAAAUUUACUGAACGAUGUGGUCUCGUCCAAGGAGAUCCAAAGGAAGUUGCUCCAGUUUUUACGCAGUUUAUAGACGCUGUUUGGCAGCUGACACAGCAGUUUCCAUCUUCAUUCCAGUUCAAUGAAAGGUUUUUGCUCACUAUCCAUGAUCAUGUUUAUUCUUGUCAGUUUGGAACUUUUAUUGGCAAUUGUGAGAAAGAUAGAGUAGAUCUAAGGCUUAGUGAGCGUACUUAUUCUUUGUGGGGUUACUUGAUGAACCAUCUAUCGGAAUUCCUAAAUCCAUUGUACAGAAGAGAUUUAGAUGAUGUUCUACAUCCUAGUCCUGCUCCACAGACUAUGAAGUUUUGGAGAGGUAUGUACAAUCGUUUUGAAAAUGGAGUUCAUCCUCGAGAACCAUUAGGAGAUAUGCUUGUUGCUGCAAAAGAUCAUAUAUCUAGUUUAGAAGAUCAUGUUGUAUUACUCCAAAAGCGUAUAAAUCAAUUAAAAACAGCGCUUGGCCAUGCAGAGACUCCAAGCAAAGACAUAGAUUGUUCUAUGGUUGAUAGUGGACUUGCUGAUGAUUUUGCUCAAAAGCUGCAACUAGAAAAAACAUCUCAUGAUAUGGGUGAUGCUGCAGAUUCAGGAUUUGAAAAUGGUAGUCUUAAAAAUGGAAAUGUUGAUGGCAACAGACAGAUUCCAUAACAAAAGAAGUCUGCU